AUGGCGACGAUUGCACCUCUCGCUCUCCGCUCUCCUGUGUUCCUUCCUUCUUCAUCUGCUAUUAACCCUAGAUUCCAUGGCAUCAACAAGAGACCACCAGCUCGCGUCUUCGUUCCCACUAAACCGUUUCCUUCUCUUUCAAUUCGAAGCCCUAAUUCAAUCCGAAUCGCUGCAUCAUCCGCUUCGCCGUCUCCCUGUCCUCCGGUAAUCCAGCUCAAUCAGGCGACGAAAUCCAAUCCCCUCCCAUCCACCACACUCACCGGGUCGACUCGGUCUCUCGCCACUCUCGCGGCUUUAGCAAUCGUCGUCUCCAGAGCCUUGGCCCAGAAAUUCUCUCUCGCAAUCCCCGGAAUCGGAGACGCGCUACGAUUCUCCCUCCGUACCGCCGGUCCGGUCUUCUUCGCGUCGCUCCGGGAUCGUCCUCCGGGAUACCUGAACACGCCGCUCACGGUGGUGGCGGUGGGGAUAAAGAAGUGGCUGGAUAUAUACAGCGGGGUUUUGAUGGUUAGGGUUUUGCUGAGUUGGUUCCCUAAUAUCCCGUGGGAGAGACAGCCUCUGUCCGCCAUUAGAGAUCUCUGCGAUCCUUACUUGAAUCUCUUCAGGAACAUCAUUCCUCCGAUCUUCGACACGCUUGAUGUCAGUCCUCUGCUUGCUUUCGCGGUUCUCGGCACACUCGGAUCGAUUGUUCACGGCAGCACGGGAUAG
Molecule: messenger RNA, 705 nt
Organism: Microthlaspi erraticum
Lineage: Eukaryota; Viridiplantae; Streptophyta; Magnoliopsida; Brassicales; Brassicaceae
Source: the annotation of a GenBank genome assembly